This is a messenger RNA of Psylliodes chrysocephalus, 2339 nucleotides long. The record is from the annotation of a GenBank genome assembly. Lineage: Eukaryota; Metazoa; Arthropoda; Insecta; Coleoptera; Chrysomelidae.
GUAAAAACACCAACCUCAACUUAAACGAGAUUUUUUGAAAGAAUAUUUCCCCGUAUGUAAAUUACCUAUUUAGCAUUAAGCAGAUUCUGAAUUUGAUUUACCGAAGGUAACUCUUAUUUUGCUGAAUUGUUGUUAUUUUUAUUGUGUAAUGACAUAUAUCGUUUAAAUAUACACACAGAUUCGCUCAUGUGUUCAUGUUCAGUUGCCAGCCUUGGAAGUUGUACUUGGUAUAUUAACAAGCGUUUUAAGCAUUUUUAAUUCACGUCGAUCCCUUAAUGAAAAUGGCAGUGAGUGUUGUAUUUUAUAAAAAAAAUGCAUUUUCUAUGGAUUGGUUUUGUUUGCAGGUCAGAUGUAGUCGUGGAUAUUUAUUAGGAUUGUGCUUACUCAACAUUCUUAAAUUCUCAGCACCUGUUCCUCUACUAGACAACGAAAAUUUUGAUUUUGAAGACACGUGGAACUUCAAAAUUGCACCACACAGCAUUCCUCUUUUGGAAAGUCCUAAAGAAAACCAUAUAUUGCCAGUUGUCUAUGAAACUGACGAAAUAUUAAAGGUGGAACCCCUAGAUGCCGCUGAAGAAGAAAUAGUUGGUGCUAACAGACUGCCAAAAAAAAUUCAUGAUGUCAUUAGAACCAAAAUUCCAUGCGGAGUUUGCAAACUGGGUGUGGGUUUGCUACAAAGUCACCUUAAAAAUGGAGAUUCCAUGGAAGAAAUUAAGAUUAAGAUUGUAGCGUUAUGUGUCACUCUUAAAAUAGAAACCGAAGCUGUCUGUACCGGAUUUGUCGAUGUCUUUGGUCCUGAAUUGGUUCCAGCUUACAAUACGUCCAAUUUGGAGCCGUCGAAAACAUGUAGCAUGAUUUUUGGAGAAAGUUGUGGUUCAGUUAGCAAUGAAAUACACGAAUGGGACAUAGAGACACCAGAAAAUCAUUUGCAGGCAAUAGAGGAAAAAUUUCCGAAGGUAGAGGUUCCUACGUUUAAAGUUCUUCACUUAUCUGACACUCAUCUUGAUCCAGACUAUGCAGAGGGUUCACCAACAAAUUGUGAAGAACCCUUAUGCUGUCGUAAUUAUAGUACGCCAUCUACAAAUGAAACUAUAAUUCCCGCAGGACGGUGGGGUUCUUAUAAUAAAUGUGAUUCCCCAAGAAUAUUAAUUGAGAAUAUGUUAAAAUUUAUAUCCUUAGAACAUCCGGAUAUAGAUUACAUAAUCUGGACAGGUGAUCUUCCGCCUCACGAUAUCUGGAAUCAAACCCAACAAAGCAAUUUGGAUAUUAUUAAAGAGAGUGUUGAACAAAUGUUACGCUACUUCCCCAAUAUUCCAAUAUUUCCAGCUGUUGGUAACCAUGAAUCAGUUCCAGCAGGAAGCUUUGCUCCUCCAUGGAUCAAAAAUGAGACUCAUACUAUCGGGUGGUUGUAUACGAAUUUAGCUGAUCAUUGGAGGAAAUGGUUGCCAUCUACAUCGGGAAACACUCUUUUACAUGGAGCAUUUUAUUCUGUAUUGUUAAGACCUGGAUUUAGAUUGAUUUCUCUAAAUACAAACUACUGUCACUCAUUGAACUGGUGGCUUCUUGUAAAUAGUACUGAUCCUGCAGAUGAGUUAAAAUGGCUAGUACAUGAGCUUGAAAAUGCUGAAAUAAAUAACGAAAAAGUGCACAUAAUAGGGCAUAUUCCACCAGGUAGCUCAGACUGUUUGAAGACGUGGUCGAGAAAUUUUUACUCUAUAGUGGAUCGGUUCCAGCAUACAAUAACCGCUCAAUUCUACGGCCACACUCACGCUGACGAGUUCGAAUUGUUCUACGAAACCAACAAUUACAGUCGGCCGAUUAACGUAGCUUAUCUUGGCCCUUCGAUUACUACAUAUGAAAAUAAUAAUCCAGCGUUUAGGAUUUAUUACGUAGAAGGUGAUCAUGAACGGUCUACAAGGGCUGUCAUAGACCACGAAACUUGGACAACAAACUUGGACUUAGCAAAUGAAGGAGACAAUGAACCAAUUUGGUAUAAGCUUUACACAGCAAAAGAUGCCUACAGAUUGUCAUCUCUACAUCCCGAAGAGUGGAAUAGGCUUAUAAAAAACAUGGCUGAUGAUCCAGACUUAUUUAAUUUAUUUUAUAGGAAUUAUUACAGGGACAGUUCCCAUCGACCAUAUUGCGAUGCACAAUGUCGAAUUCAAAUAUUGUGCGACUUAAAGACGGGUAAAUCCCAAGACAGACUACAUUUAUGUAACGAAUUACAGUACGCUUAAUUCUUGUUUUUGAAUCGACUUUCCUACCAAAGAAUACUGUUUUCUUAUUUAGGAAAAUUCGUGGUUAUUUUGAAUUUUAUUUGAUAAUUUUUUAUAAACUUU